Messenger RNA from Staurois parvus, 307 nucleotides. The record is from the annotation of a GenBank genome assembly. Lineage: Eukaryota; Metazoa; Chordata; Amphibia; Anura; Ranidae.
AUGUAUGUGAAAUGCUUUGAUACAGUAAUGUUUUACUAUGUGAUUUUAGUGAGUUUAGUGAAUGUCACUUUUUGACAUUUUUAAAUUUCCCACCAGUUCCAUCCCCGUACGUCCUGACGUCGCAGGGAACGGAACCCAGAAGACAGAUGCCGGCAUCGGCCGGGGGAGAUGGCACUGCAGGGGGGGCAUCGCGGGAGCGCAGGACAAGGUAAGUGCAGAAGGGAUCCCGAAGCAGCGCUGCAGGGUAUUCCCGAGUGUAGCUCGGGGUUACCGCUUGUGCUACACUCGGGAAUACCUCCAGGGAGGU